AACAGCAAAAGGGCAUAAGUUAUUACAAUAAGAAUACGUUGUGUAAGGACUGCUUCAAAGUUUCCAUGCUUGUGUUUGUCGAGUACUGUAGGUUCUCCGAGACCCUUCGCCCACGGAAUUGGUUUUUGCUUCAAAUACAUCCGGCGAUUUAGAUCAAAUAAAUAAAAAACCCAUGUCAAUGAUGUCGUGGUGAUAAUUUUUUACCGGAAAAGGGUGAGCCAAAGAUGUCGGUGUCAUUGUCGGAUGCGACCGGAUACAUGCCGGCUUACGAUGAAGCUGGUGCUGCAGCUGGGUACCAUAACCAGUUCAAGCCAUAUAGCAGUACUAGCGUGUGCGAGAUCGAGGAAAGUACGAGCGAAAUCUUCGAGAUCGACCAUGGAGUGCCGCCGAUGGGAUCCAUCAAAGAAGAGUUUGAAGGGAGUGUGUUUUCGUUGGAUGUUCAGAACUGGGAAGACUGCGUGUACGUGGCCGUGGGGAAGAGCGAGUCCAGCAUGGAAGCGCUUACUUGGACUUUGAAGCACGCUGUUAAUCCCUCCACUGUCGUCUAUCUCAUCCAUGUCUUCCCGGAGGUUCAGUACAUACCUAGCCCAUUAGGAAAGCUUCCAAAGAAUCAAGUGAGUGCAGAGCAAGUGGAGAGCUACAUGGCCCAGGAAAGAGGCAAGAGGAGAGAACUCCUCCAAAAGUAUCUUGAUGCCUGCUCCACUUUCGGGGUUAAGUUCGAUACCAUUCUUAUCGAAAGUGAUAUGGUUGCAAAGGCGAUCCUAGAACUCAUUCCUGUUCUCAAUAUUAGAAAGCUGGUUGUUGGAACCACUAAAUCCAGUCUAAGGAAAUUGAGGUCUAGGAGAGGAAGUGGGAUAGCUGAUCAAAUGCUGCAGAAUGCACGGGUAAGUUGUGAGGUUAAGAUCAUAUGUGAAGGAAAAGGAGUGAUUGAACAGAUGACCGAGACCCCUUCUCCACGUGACAAUAUUGAUGAUAAUACUCCCAAGCAGCCUCCACAAGAGCAAGAUCAACGCAAUGACUCGUUUUCCUGCAUGUGCUUCAAACCCAUGUUCAAGUAAUAGUUACAAAUAAUUGCAGAGAAACACUACAAGAUCAGAAGGGACAGAUCUCUUGGAUUGAUUUAGAGUGUAAUAUCUGAUGCUGUACAUUAAAAUCUUGAGAACACUAUUUGGGAUUCUGAUC
Carya illinoinensis is the source of this 1182-nucleotide messenger RNA. Its product is annotated as U-box domain-containing protein 35-like. The coding region runs from base 225 to 1058 and encodes 277 amino acids. NCBI's taxonomy places the organism in Eukaryota, Viridiplantae, Streptophyta, Magnoliopsida, Fagales, Juglandaceae. The record is from RefSeq and is a predicted model, not a curated record. The transcript is spliced from 4 exons.